AUGUCCCUGGAAUGCACAUAUCCUGAUCCAGGUUUCUGGACAGCCACCUCAUUAAUCCAGCUCGGAUACGGAAUAUGGGUGAAUUUGUCCAUAGUGACUAUAGGACUUACGUUCGGCUUUUCAGCUGUGGCCAUACCGCAACUAAACUCGCCCGAUUCUGAAAUAUUUUUGACAGUUGCGGACGAGUCAUGGAUUGCUAGUGUUCUCACAUUGGUUUCUCCUAUUGGGUGUGUGUUAUGUGGAUAUUGCAUGGAUAACUUUGGGCGGCGCAUUAUGCUCAUCGUCAGUGGUAUACCAGUGUGUAUUGGCUGGUUUUAUACUGGUUUCGCGCAGACAGCUUUCCAGAUUGUCAUGGGGCGAGUAAUUACUGGCAUAGGCAUUGGAAUGGUGAUGAGUGUACCCAGAGUGUAUAUGACGGAGAUUUCCCUGCCGAACAUGCGAGGGGUGAUUGGUUCUUUUCCUAAUAUUGCUAUGUCGAUCGGUAUUACGACUCAGGCUGGCUUAGGAUCUUUCUUACAUUGGACAAUGCUAUGUUAUAUUGGCGGUAUUUAUUCAUGUGUGCUCGUGAUUUGUAACAUUUUUCUGCCUGAGACACCGUAUUACUUACUGCAAAAAUCCUCAAUAGAAGACGCAGAGGAAUCACUCAAAAAGUUUCGAUCAAAGAGGCACAAUAUCGAUGCAGAAAUGGAUGAGAUGCUGGAUUUUAAAAUUGAUAAUAAUAUACGAAAACUGACAUUAAGAGAGCAGAUAGCUGCAAUGUUUAUGAAAUCUUCCUGCAAGCCGUUCUUUUUGAUGAUAAUGUAUCUGUUGAUUACUCAGGUGUCUGGAGUUACUAUAGUAACGAUGUGGGCUGUUGAUAUUUUGGAGCAUUCAAAGUCGAGUGUGGACCCCCACGUGGCGAAUGUCAUGUUGGGCAUUACAAGACUUCUGGCAGGAAUACUCACAUCGGCUCUCAUCCUUAGAGUUGGAAGAAGACCUUUAGCGCUUACUUCUGGUUUCGGUGUCGGUGUUUCUGCUAUUAUCUUAAGUUUAAUUAUAAUAUACAUGGACUAUCCCAGCGUAUACCCGCAGAUGUGUUAUGUGGCCUACAUUACAUUCGCGUCGCUGGGACACUAUCCACUACCAGUACUUGUUAUGUUUGAAUUGUAUCCUUUGCAGAUUCGCGGUAUUUUGGGUGGAAUCUCGAUAGCAAUACUGAAUUUUCUCAUGUUUAGCGCCAACAAAAGUUUUCCGUAUGUGCGCGACGCGUUCGGUCACGCCGCUACUAUUAUGGGAUUUGGAAUUAGUUCUUUAUUAGGCUGCCUCUACCUCUACCUGUACCUUCCUGAAACAAAGGGUCUCACACUUCAAGAAAUAGAGGAGUAUUACAAAGACCUGCGACCAACGCUCACCUCCCAGCGGCGAAUAAAAUCUGAAAUGUACCUACGGAAUGUAGCCAGUGGUGUCAGUAAAUCGCUGAUACGUAUGGACAGACACAGGGAUCGGUCCAUGAGUUUGCGUAGAAUUUCCCCAGAUCUUGGCAAAGAUAAGGCAGCAGAUCACUCAAAAACUACAGAUAAUAAUAAAAAUGUAGACAAAUCUAAAGACACAGAUAAAAAUAAAGAUGCAGAUAAAAGCAAAGAUGCGGAUAAGAGUAAAGAUGCUGAUAAAACUAAGUGA
This is a messenger RNA of Zerene cesonia (dogface butterfly), 1659 nucleotides long. Its product is annotated as facilitated trehalose transporter Tret1-2 homolog. The transcript is spliced from 9 exons. The record is from RefSeq and is a predicted model, not a curated record. Lineage: Eukaryota; Metazoa; Arthropoda; Insecta; Lepidoptera; Pieridae. Gene Ontology annotation, cellular component: membrane. Bases 1 to 1659 code for a protein of 552 amino acids. Gene Ontology annotation, biological process: transmembrane transport. Gene Ontology annotation, molecular function: transmembrane transporter activity.